AUGACAGCCCCUUCAUCUCCUUUAUUGAAGACAGCGGAGCCCGCUGCUGCUGCUGCUGCUGCUGCUGCAGCAGCAGCAGCAGCAGAUAUGGCCAACAGUCCCCGAAAGAGGCAAAAGCAGGACCUUCCUUUACAAACCAACUGUGCUGUAGAUGGGCAGGUGCAAGACGAGCUGCAGCAGCAGCAGCAGCAGCAGCAGGAACAACAGCAGCAGCAGCAGCAGCAAAUGUAUCCCUACCUAACCCGCCCCGAUGCAACAACACUGUUGAAGGAAAGCGGAAUCGAUGCAUAUGCAACAGACCCACCAGCAGCAGCAGCAGCAACAGAAGCAGCAGCAGCAACAGCAGCAGCAGCAGGAACAGCAGCAGCAGCAGCACCAACAGUUAUUGGAUUUAAAGGAACAAUUAAAACUCUCUUUGAGGACUUUCAGGUGUACGAGGACCCCGGCAUUACAUUGCCGCAGCAGCAAACAGCAGCAGAAGCAGCAGCAAACAGCAGCAGCAGCAGCAGCAGCAGCACACCUGGACGCCCGUUACGGCUUACUUCUUUACUAAAUCCGCAGCAGAUAAUCCAUAGGCGGCAGCAGCAGCAGCUGCUGCUGCGGGGGGAGGGCCGCAUAACCUCUACCUAUACCCUUCCUAUUCGUCUUAAAGGUGAAGCAGCAGCAGCAGCAGCAGCAGCAGCAGAGGCAGCAGCAGCAGCAGAAGCAGAAGCAGCAGCAGCAGAUGCUGCAGCAGCAAAAUUAAGCAUAGGAGAUCGUAUUAAUGUACAAACUUUUGUUAGAGGUCUUGCGGUGUAUUGUCUGCCUACAAGACGGCAGCAAGCAGCAGCAGCAGCAGCAGCAGCAGCAGCAGCAGCAGGAGAUGAUGAGCAGAUUAAAAGAGAUCAGCAGGCUGCAGAGGAGGCAGCAGCAGCAGCAGCAACAGCAACAGCAGCAACAGCAGCAGCAAAAGAGAUAAUGGAGGGUCUUGAGCAUCGCAUAGAUGCAACAAAUCGUCUUAACCUACCUGGUCUUGCUGCAGCAGCAACAGCAGCAACAGCAGCAGCUGCUGCUGCUGGAGGCAGCAGCAGACCAUCUGCUGCCUCUCUAGCAAACCCUUUAACUGAUGCUGAAGGUGCGCCUUCGUCAGACAGCAGCAGCAGCAGCAGCAGCAGCAGCAGUACCAACAACAGCAGCAACUCUCAGGAGUCUGUUGCUGCCGCAACAGGAACACCAGCAGCAGCAACAACAGCAACAGCAGCAACAGCAGCAGCAGGAACUCAAGACUUUACGCUACCAGAGUUAUGGUUACUAGGUGACACAGUAGCAGCAAUUCAAGCAGCAGCAGCAGCUGCUGCUGCUGCUGUUGCAGCGCUUCCCCAGCCUGCUGCUGCUGCUGCUGCUGCUGGAAGCAGCAGCAGCAGCAGCAAGCUGAGGCCAGAGGUCGUUGCUGCCAUUAGCUCGCAUUUGCCUGUCACUGAGGACAGAAGCGAGUGCAGCAGCAGCAGCAGCAACACCAGCAGCAGCAGCAGCAGCAGCAGCAAGAUAUGGAGUAUACGUACAGGAGGCCUGGAUGCAUUUUAUAAGCAGCAGCGCAUGCAUUUGCAUGCAUCUGUUCGUCAGCUGCUGCCUUUUGCUGUGUCUGCUGCUGCACCUGUUGCUGUUGCUGUUGCAUGCGGUGUCUUUGCUGCUGCUGCUCCUUCUCCUACAAAUCCCCACUUCCUGCAGCACGCUGCUGCUGCUGCUGCAGAGAUGCAUCCAGAGGAUGCUGCUGCUGCUUCUGCUGCUGUUGCUGCUCUUCCUUUUGUGUCUCUUGAGGCAAACUGGCGGCAGCAGCAGCAGGAGCUGCUGCAGCUGCAGCAGCAGCAAGAGCAGCAGCAGCAGGAAUUAGAGCAGCAGGGGAAUUUCGAUGCUGCUGCUGUUGCAGCAGCUGCUGCUGCACUUGCUGCUGCUGCUGCUGCUGCUCCUCCGCAGCAGCUAAUUCGUCUUAUCCUGCAACCGCAGUGUCUUGGCUACCUCUUUAAGAGACACGGUGUCUCUAUGCAGCAGCAGCAGCAGCAGCAGCAGCAGCAGCAACACCAGCAGCAGCAGCAGCAGCAGCAGGGAGGUUCCCAUGGAGUAAGGAGGCCUUUCCGUUACAAACGUGCACUGCAGGACAGGGGCACCCAAGAGGAAGCAAAUAGCAACAGCAGCAGCAACAGCAGCAACAGCAGCAACAGCAACAGCAGCAACAGCAACAGCAACAGCAGCAACAGCAGCAGCAGCAAGGACAGCAUUCUUGCUGCUGCAGCACGAGCAGCAGAGCGUUAUCUUGGUGGUCCUUGUCGCCGUUUCCCUCAGCAGCAGCAUCAUCAUCAUCAGCCACAGCAGCAACAGCAACAGCAGCAGCAGCAGCAGCAGCAGCAGCAGCAGCAGCAGGAAGGAGGAGGUCGUUAUAGACAAUUAAGAGGAAAUUUUUUUCAGGUAAUUAUAAGAAAUAUUAUACCUAUAUUCAGCAGCAGCAGCAGCAGCAGCAGCAGCAGCAGCAGCAGCAACAGCAACAGCAGCAGUAUACGUUAUUUACGGGCUAAUGAGGUAGCAGCACUACAAGAUUAUAUACGCAUGCGCAUGCAACAACUUUCUUCCUUUGGCUUCUUAAAUUAUUAUGGCUUACAGAGGUUUGGAUCGCAUGCAGCAGCAGCAGCAGCAGCAGCAGCAGCAGGAGUAGCAGGAGGAGCAGCAGAAAGAGCAGCAGAAGGAGCAACAGAAAGAGCAGCAGCAACAACAGCAGCAAUUGGUGCUGCGCUGCUGCGCAGAGAAUAUAAAACUGCUGUUAGACUUAUCCUUAGUGUUAAAAUAAAACAAGCAGAAGAUUUGCUGCUGCUGCAGCAGCAGCAGCAGCAGCAGCAGCAGCAGCAGCAGCAGCAGCAGGAAUCAGAAUUCGACACUCUCAACGCAGAAGAAAACGGCUCCAAUGCCAGCAGCACCACCACCCCCAGCAGCAGCAGCAGCAGCAACAACAACAACAGCAGCAGCAGCAACAGGAGGAAAGAGGAUCCAUUAAUAUAUUGUACUCGUUAUGAAUGUAUAGAAGAGCAAUUGCUGCAGUAUUUAUUAGAUGGUUAUUCUUAUAAGGAAGCACUGCAGCAACUGCAGCAAAAUUGUUUGCUGCUGUAUCUGCAUGCAGCACAAGCCCUAAUAUAUAAUCAUCUUCUUACCUAUAGAUGGAUAAUGUAUGGUAAUAAGGUUGUACCUGGGGAUUUGCUGCUGCAGCAGCAGCAGCAGCAGCAGCAACAGCAGCAGCAGCAGCAGCAGCAGCAGGGGGCCAGGGAGGGGGACGGGUAUGAUAGUGCAGCAGGGGAGUAUAUACAGAUAGAGGAAGAAGGAGAAGAAAGAAAUACAUUUGCUGCUGCUAGUAUAAGAGUUGCUGCUUCUGCUGCUGAUGCUGCAGCAGCAGAUAUACAUGAUGUUGUGCUGCCCCUAUUAGGCAGCAGCAGCAACUUAUUGCUGCCUAAUUAUCUGCAGCAGCAACUGCAGCAAAUAUGCAAGGAGAAGCUAGGUCUAACUAUUGAGGACUUCCUGCAGCAGCAGCAGCAGCAGCAAACCCCUAAUCGUCACCCUGCUGCUGCUGCUGCUGCUGCAAGGCGUCAAAAACAUCAGCAGCAGCAGCGGCGGAGAGGUGGGGACAACAGCAGCAACAGCAGCAGCAGCAACAGCAGCAGCAGCAACAGCAGGAGUUGGCGACGACCAUUUAGAGGUAUAGGUGCAGCAAAGCUGCUGCAGCUGCUGCAGCAAGAAGAAGACAUGCAUGCAAAAGAGGGGCCCCCUAUUGCUCCCCUACCUGGUGGGUAUAGGAGGAUAGUUGCUGCAGCAAGUGCAUGCAAUUGGCAGCUAAUUAUAUCCAAUUCUGCUGCUGCUGCUGCUCCUGCUGCUGCUCCUGCUGCAGCAGCAGAUAAACCCUUCCCUCUGUUGCUUAGUGAUGUUGAUUUACUUAAAGAAAAACAACGUAAAGAAAGACAGCAGCAGCAGCAGCAAGAGCAGCAGCAAGAGCAGCAGCAAGAGCAGCAGCAAGAGCAGCAGCAAGAGCAGCAGCAGCAGCAGCAGCAGCAGCAGCAGGAGAGUCAUCGUAUAUCCUUAGAUGAAGAAUUAAAUAACGAAGAAGUAUGGGACUGCAGCAGACAAGGAUAUAGGCAGAGGCUUACCCUGCAGCAGCUAGAAGCAGCAGAUGCAGCAGCAGAUGCAGCAGCAGCAGCAGCAGCAGCAGAUACAGCAGCACCAGCAGGAGAUACAGCAGCAACAGCAGCAGAUGUAGAAACAGCACCACCAACAGACGACACCACCACCACCAGAAACAGCAGCAGCAGCAGCAACAGCAACAGCAGCAACAGCAACAGCAGCAACAGCAGCAGCAGCAGCAGCAACAAAGAAACAUAG
This is a messenger RNA of Eimeria maxima, 4392 nucleotides long. RefSeq lists its product as hypothetical. Gene Ontology annotation, biological process: pseudouridine synthesis. The transcript is spliced from 3 exons. The coding region runs from base 1 to 4392 and encodes 1463 amino acids. Gene Ontology annotation, cellular component: nucleus. The record is from RefSeq and is a predicted model, not a curated record. Lineage: Eukaryota; Apicomplexa; Conoidasida; Eucoccidiorida; Eimeriidae. Gene Ontology annotation, molecular function: pseudouridine synthase activity; RNA binding.